CUUGUGGAACAAAACUCUUCUCUUAAAAAAGAAGUUGCCCUUGCUGAACGUAAGCUUAUUGCUCGUAAUGAACGUAUCCAAAGCCUUGAGUCCCUUCUUCAAGACGCUCAAGAGAAAUUGAUUAGUCAAAACCAAAAGUUUGAAGCUCAACUUCAAGCUGUUCGUGAACGACUUGAACAAGCUCGUUCUCAAAAGUCUCAAUCAUCCAUGGCAUUGAACUUUGGUCGUGUAGCUAAACCUCUCCGUGGUGGCGGU
Molecule: messenger RNA, 255 nt
Organism: Gilbertella persicaria
Lineage: Eukaryota; Fungi; Mucoromycota; Mucoromycetes; Mucorales; Choanephoraceae
Exons: 1
Source: RefSeq, a predicted model, not a curated record